UUUUUAAUGAAAAAUUUUAACAGUGAAAAACUUAAUAAUAAGCUGUUAUACUAAAAUUUCCCAAAAUAAAUUAUAAAAAAAUUAAAUGUAAAAGUUUUUAUUUAAAUAAGAAGUGAAAAAAUAAGAAUAAUAUUAUGUUUUUGUAAGCGUGGCAGCAAGUUAGAAAAUUCUUUUGCCGUUUAUGGCUCUAAAAAAACUACAUUUACUAUAGUGUCUGUGUUUUUUACCUAAACAAUUAAUGCAGUAAAAAGUAAUGAAAUUAAAGAGCAAAAGCCAAAAAAAGAAAAAAAUAAAUAAGAAAAACAACAACAACCAAAAUCAACAACAAACGUCAUUUAAAAAAUAAUAUUGUACAUAAUAAAUAAAAAUUGAUAAAUGCAAAUAAUUAUCGCUUAUUGCGCGCGUCUUUAGUACGUUUUAAUAACGUGUAUAAAAAACGCAUCUAAUUAUCAUUAAUAAUUGUGGUUGAAAAAAAAAUAUAGAGGAAAUGUAUAGAUUCUAAAUAGGAAUCGUUUAAAAAUUCAUAAAGAAUAUUAAAAAAAUAAUAACAAUAGUGACAAGUGUCAAAAUUGUUUUAGUUUCUUUUUUUGGUUUCUAAACACCUACGAAGGUGUAUUACAAACACACUAACAACACCUAUCUACACAAAAACAAAGUACCGCAAACAACACCAAAAGCAAAACAAAAAUCAAAACAAUAACAAAUAAUAAUAAUUACCACCCCUUUUAUUAACCCUUAAACAGGGUGUUACAAAUAAAACAAAAAGUGUAAUGAUUUCAAAUAAAAUCCAAUUGAAAAUAAACAAAUUUAAAGAAUUUUAUAUAUAAAAAAAUAAAUACAAUGUUUAAAAAUAAAAUUAACAGCUAAAUAACGUCAUGAUUUCCUAUAAAAACAACUACAAUAACAGCAAAAACUUAAUUUGAGAACAACACAAAUUCAACAAACAAAAUUGCAUUUGGUUUUUCUGCUGAAAAUUGUUUUGGCUUUUUUAAAAAGCUAAAAAAACUCAUUAAAAGAAAUCUGUUUAAAAAAUACGUGGGGCAUACAUAACGCAAUUUUUUUUGACAUUUUUUUGCAAUCGUUUUGUUAAUUUAUUGUUGCUAUUUAUACCUAUUUUAUAUUUGCUGUUCUCUUUAACGGCUCACUGUUUACGAGUGUUUGCCUGCCUGCUGCCUUCCUAUUUUUAAACAAUACCUAUAAGAAAAAAAAAAAAAAAAAAAACGAACCCUACACAGGAAAGUAACGUCAUGUCUAUUUCGGAACAUGCUACCGGAAAUUCCUCCAUUAAAGGUGCAGUUCCACACUCCACCUCUAAUACAUACUCCUCAUCGGUUUCUUCGUCAUCAUCCUCGUCAAGUUCCUCAACACCGGCUGUAAAUUCUUCUCAUAAAACGAAAACAUCUUCGUCAUCAUCUUCAUCAUCUGCCUCUGGUUUACCGGCAGCUGUCUCACAUAUUUACUAUAAACAUGGUCUCUUUCUAUCAAGUUAUCCGACCUGUGCCACCAGUAUAGCUAUAGUGGCUAUUUUAUUUUCAUGUUACCCCCUCAUCAAUAUACCACUACCAGGAACAAUACCAACAAAAAUUGUACUACCAUUCGAUGGUAAAAACUCUUUAUUUGGAGAAGGAGAGCGUUCAAAUUUUUCACUCGUAAAAAAUAUAUUCAACGUAAAUAAUGUUUCUUACGAACCGCAUGUACCCUGGGCACAAAAUUCACCCAUUUUAUAUGUACAACAAAUAACAUUGCGUUCCAGUGUAUUGCCAUGGACUGAUGAUAUGCAAUUAAUGGAUGCAUUUCGUGCACCCUUAUUUGAAGUAUUUCGAUUAUUGGAAAUUGUACGCAAUCACGAAACUACAGAAAAUCAACGCACUUUGGAUAAAAUCUGUUUACGCGUGGACAAUGAACGCUCACAAAAUGAACAAAUAUUCCCUGAAUAUGAUUGUUUAGUGCUAUCGCCGGCUAAUUUAUGGGGCCAGAGUAUACAGAAUUUUACUGGGGAUACAAAUAUAUUGAAUACUAUAUUUCAAUAUCAUAAUCUUCAAAAAACUAAAGUAUCAACAGCUGAAAUGCUCUUUGGUCUACCCAUACAAGACACGGGCUUUAAACGUUAUCCUUUGCGUUCGCGAUCACGCAUUAUACAAUUUGCCUUAACGCUUAUACUAAAACAAAACGAUCGUGAAUAUAUACAAUCGUUAAAGGAAAAACUCUUAAAUUAUUAUCCGCCACCACAAAUAAAUCAAGGCAGCAGUCAAACAACACAACAAAAUGAAAAAUCAUCCAUAACUUAUAUAUUCUAUCCAGGAGAAUUUAAGAUGUGGGAAUUUCUACCGCUCACCAUAGCAUUUCUUUUGCUCUUUACUUAUGUUUACUUUUCGGUGCGUAAAAUCGAUGUUAUACGCUCGAGAUUUCUAUUGGCCUUGUGUGCUGCCAUUACCAUACUGGGCAGUUUGGUUAUGUCUUUGGGUUUGUGUUUUUUCUUUGGUCUAACUAUUAGUUUGCAGUCUAAGGAUAUAUUUCCAUAUUUGGUGAUAUUAUUGGGUUUAGAAAAUUGUCUGGUUAUAACACGUAGUGUGGUGUCCACCGAUGAAACGUUUGAUGUUAAGAUACGUGUGGCCCAGGCUUUGAGUAAAGAGGGUUGGCAUAUCUCUAAGACUUUGUUAACAGAGAUUACAAUAUUGACUAUUGGCCUGGCCACUUUUGUGCCGGUUAUACAAGAGUUUUGUGUAUUUGCUAUAGUGGGUUUACUUUCGGAUUAUAUGCUACAAAUGUUAUUGUUUUCCACUAUUUUGGCCAUGAAUAUCAAAAGACCCGAGUAUUCUACCGAAGCUAAACAUUUGCCCAAAAUGAUGCUAUCAUUUACGGGCAAUUCUAUGGCUGCUGGCAACCACUCGCCUACCUCUGGUGGAAGUGGUUAUGGUUUUUCUAAUGGACGUCCAGAUUUCCGUUUCUUUGGCAGUGCCUCUCCUGCUAACGGCAGUGCAGCUGGUGGUAGUAAUGGUGUGUUUUCUCCUCCUCCCUUUGGCAGUUUUCAUCGUUCUCAGUCGCAUCCAAAAUUAGCCUUUGCCGACUUUAAUAAUCUCAAUAAUGCCAAUGACAUGUCGAAACGUUCUUCCAUUGCUUUAAAUCCCAAUAAUAAUGGUCCAGAUAAGAUACCCAAACGUUUGAAGAUUGUUAAUUUUUGGGCACGCACACGUUUCUUUCAGCGCGCCUUUAUGGUAUGGAUGAGUGUUUGGAUUUGUUCCAUAAUUUAUAAUUCUGGUUAUUUGGAGAAUCUAUUCGUGGUGGAUAGUAAUCAUACGGGCACUUUUCGUAAUGAUGAUUUCCAACGUAAUUGGGAAGUGGGACGUGGUGCGGUAUCGAGUUUCUUUUCAAAUGUUCACUCUGUUAUAAAUGCUGGUUCCUUUGGCGGCAGUGGUCAAGAUAAAGAUCAAGCGGGUGGUCCUGUCGGAGGCAGUAGUGUGUUUGGUAAUAAUGCUAAAGGUGCUGGCGCCUUAAAUGCUGGUCAUGAGGGUCCACGUAUUGAUAAUCAUAUAAACGAAACAGAAGCGGAACUUAAACGUCUUUUAUACCCCGACUUUGAGCUUAACUAUUUUCUUUCCAAUUUCCACUGGUCCACCAUAAUGAAACAGUAUAAUGUUUCCUUGCGUGGUCAUUAUAUCACCAUUCUGCCCACCAUUAAACUGUCUCAUGCCAUUAGUCCCGAAAAGGCCGUUCAUGGACGUAAUCCUUAUGAAAAAGUGGUACAGAAUUUCCAAUGGAAGGCGUUAGCUGCCGCCUUAGAUCCUUUAGAUUUCAAUGAUGAUGAAAAUCGUGAAUCUCCUAUGGUCAUGCCGGGCGGCACUCCGCUCUUUCCCAAAAGUCCCAUGGAAAUUUUUGCCAUAACGCUCUGCUGCAUAAGUGUCUUUGUACUCUGCUAUACAAUGGUGGUGUUUUAUCGUUGUAUUUGCACACGCAACUAUGCUGAAUGGCGUUCGAGUUGGAAUGAAUGCUCGGAAUUUUCACAAAAAACUGAACAGAUACUAGAGGGUGUUCCCACACAAAUAGCCGGCCAUAAACAUCGCAUAGAAUGUUUAGUAUCGGAUGGCGCAAAUAUCAUCAGUUGUUGCCUAAAGGGUCAAAUUAAAGUUUGGGAUGCCCGCAGUGGUGAGAAUAUAACCACCAUUAAUCGCGGCGACAUGCAGGUGACCACUCACCGUGAAGAUGGUGAAGUAAUUGUUAAGAAACUAAACUCUUCACCCGUUUGGUGUUUAGAUUAUUUUGACAAUUUAAUUGCGGUGGGUUGUGCCAAUGGGCGCAUUGAAUUAUGGGAAAUGCCAUCUGGUGUUUUAAAGUGCACUUAUCAUGAGGAUUCGAAACGUAAUCAGGGUAUAACACAUAUUAAUCUAAAUGGUGAUCGUGUUAUAGUGGCUCGUUUAUGCGGUCGUUUAGAUUUUUAUCGUUUGGAAACUUACUACAAGGGCAAACAAAUUGAUUGGGGUUUUACCUCAGCCUAUAGAAGAACUCAUGUUAGAACCAAUUCUACGGGCAGCAUAGGCCUUAUGUUGCAACAGCAGCAGCAACAACAACAGCAACAACACAAUGAUAGUCAAAGAACUACCAAAGAGGAAAUGAAAUGUACACUUCGUGGAGUACGUUUGGCUCACCAACAGCCUAUUACUUGCAUGGAGGUGGUUAAUGAUAUGGUUUUUACGGGCAGUCAGGAUCAUACACUUAAAGUGUAUAGCUUAAACAGUACAGAUGUUGAAUAUACUCUACAUGGACACUGUGGUCUAACAUGCCUCUUCGUCGAUAGAUGGCAACCGGGCACUGGAGGCUCUGGUUCACAAGAUGGUUUACUAUGUGUAUGGGAUUUAUUCACGGGUGCGUGUAUGUAUAACAUACAGGCACACGAUGGUGCUGUCAGUUGUUUGGCAUGUGCUCCAAGUUAUGUUAUAUCAUUGGGCACAGAUGAACGUAUCUGUGUGUGGGAACGUUUUCAGGGUAAUCUAUUGACAACUAUAAAUAUAUCGAAUGCCUAUUCAAGUUUAUUAAUGUUGACACCAUCACUGCUGGUAACAAGUAAAAUGGGAUCUCUUAUUGUUUGGGAUGUUAGAACGGGCGAACCAGCCAGAGAAGUUAGAUUAGAUUUCUCUAAUUUCAUUAUGCCCCAAAUUAUGAUGUUGGCUUAUGAUUCUGUAGUCUGUGACUAUGGCAAUGAAAUACGUGUUGUGCGUUUUCCCAUUGUAGCCGAUAAAAGUAAUUAAUUAAUAAAAUUGUUUUUUAAAUAUUUUUUUACAACAACCUCACUCACCACAAAGCAAAGCAAAGCAGCACUUUGAAGAAAUAUUUUUAUUACAUUUUACUCUCAUUGCUAUAUAGACAUAUACAAUCACCCUACAAUUCAGCCCCUCAA
This is a messenger RNA of Lucilia sericata (common green bottle fly), 5392 nucleotides long. RefSeq names its product sterol regulatory element-binding protein cleavage-activating protein (gene SCAP). Gene Ontology annotation, biological process: SREBP signaling pathway. Lineage: Eukaryota; Metazoa; Arthropoda; Insecta; Diptera; Calliphoridae. The record is from RefSeq and is a predicted model, not a curated record. Gene Ontology annotation, cellular component: Golgi membrane; endoplasmic reticulum membrane. Gene Ontology annotation, molecular function: sterol binding; protein binding.